AUGCCCUCGCUCCCGCUGUUCCCUCCAUGCGGCUUACGCGCCCUUUCGCCUUCUCUGCUCUCGGCCGCGGCAUUGGUCCGCACGCAACUGACUCAUGUCCUGCGUUGUCCGUUACUCUUUCUUUCGCUCUCCUGCGCCCCUCCGUGCUCUUUCAGCUGGUGGCUUAUGUCUUUGUGCCUGACCCUCUUUCGUGCCGUCCUGCCCGCGUACCGCCUAGCUCGUCCCCGUGCUCUUGCCGUCUUCAUCCGUGCCGGCUUUCUAUUCGUUUCACCAGGGUCUUCCCUUCGCUCGUCUGCUCCCCACCCCUUUUUUACGCUGAGUCUCCUCCGCUAA
Knipowitschia caucasica is the source of this 333-nucleotide messenger RNA. Lineage: Eukaryota; Metazoa; Chordata; Actinopteri; Gobiiformes; Gobiidae. The record is from the annotation of a GenBank genome assembly.